AUGCGAGGCAUGCGGAGCAUGAGCUCCAGUGAUUUGUCGCUCCCCAGUCGACCACAUCGGACACUCGUAUCGCCACAUCAACGCCAUUCCAUUUCCAUCAAAUUGAAUCUAAACUGGGCGUUGCAUGUAGGUCGAGGGAAAGAAUGGAAGGCUCUGCAAGAUUCGUUUCAAAGAGUGCAAAAGAAAGGGGCUGCAUCAGAAGCGUGCAUUGUCUCGGGGCUAUCAGGCAUCGGAAAGACACAUUUUUGUCGGCAACUGAAACGAGACAUGAUGGAAUCCAAGGAAACUCCUCGUGGCUUUUUUGGAGAGGGGAAAUUUGACCAAUACCAGCAGCUGUCGGAUCCCUUUGCAGCCGUUGUUGAGGCAUUUUCGGAUAUUUGUAGCCAAAUCCUCAAAGACUUGGAACGGAGAGAGGAGAUCAGCAAGAAUAUUCAGGCAUCCUUGGGGUCCAGAACCGAUGUGAGACUGGCCAUGAAACUGAUUCCUCCCUUGGCAGAGAUUUUUGGCAAUAAUACAAUCUCAGUUGAUGGUCCCGUACUUGGCAAAUCAAUGACAAUACAACGGCAAACUGAUCGUGAAGAAAGGCCCCAACCAAGUGGAGGACACGAUGAAACCCUGGUUCGUCAGCAGCCAGUGUCAGCUAGUCACACCAUGGCCCUGUUCCGAUCAUUGCUCAAAGGGAUUGCCUCAUCGUCCUGCUAUGUCAUACUCUUCCUCGAUGACGUGCAGUGGUCUGACAUGGCUAGCCGGGAACUCGUGCAUGCCAUUCUCUCUGACUCUACAAUUCAAAAUGUGCUGCUACUGGCAGCUCGGAGAGACAGUGAGCGCACACAGCAGAACCCUAGCAGCUCCAAUCUCCCUACCAUGAUACCAGAGAACAAGAAAGAAGCGAACUAUAUCUCAUUGCACAAUCUCAGCGAGAGCCAAGUUACUGCACUUCUAGUCAGUCUAUUUGAAUGCCACCCCUCACACCAAAGCAAUGAGAGGGUGCAGCCACUCUCCAAACUCAUUCUGAAAAAGACUGGUGGUAACAUUUUCUACAUUGUGCAAUUGCUCGAGUUCUUGCAGCAGCAACAUUUGCUCUUUUAUGACACUCUGGACAAUGAAUGGACUUGGGAUUUGGCCGCCAUCACUCUGAAGGCCAAUGCCAGUGAGAAUGUUGUCCAAUUUCUCACACAAGUCAUUGAGAACAAUCUGCCAGGAGAAGUCAGAGCUGCCUUGGCAAUGGCAUCAUGCCUGGGGUUUGUCUUUCAUGUAAAAGUGCUCACAUUGGCUCUGCAAAUGACAGAAGACAGUGCCAGCUUCUUUGCCGAGCAUGCGACAACUUCUACUGACAACUGUGAGACUUCAAUGUUGUGUCAAAGAUUGCAGGACAGCUUACGGUAUGCCUCUGAAGAGGGGCUGAUUGAAUCAGUAUCAAAGGAUGGCAGCGUUUUCAAGUGGUCACACGACAAACUACUGGAGUGCUGCUACAGCAACAUGGCAGAGAGACAAGACAUUGAACUAUUGCAUCUUCAGAUUGGGAGGGCUAUGCAUCAGAAGCUCCUUUUGGAGGAGGCACAGGAUGAUAGCUUCUUGUUCCUAACAGUUGCACAAAUGAAUCGAGGAUCAGCCCGUAUAGAUCGAGGAUCAGCCCGUAUAGAUCAAACCAGCCACGAGCGCAUUGAUCUUGUAGAGCUAAACCUGAGAGCUGGUGAGAAGGCAAGGUCGCUAUCAGCAUUCCAGACUGCAUCUGAAUACCUGGCAAUUGCUCGAAGACUGGUUAUAGAGGAUGAUUGGAAGAAUGAGUUCGUCCUGACAUUGGAGCUCUACACCAUGUCAGCUGAGACAGAGUUUUCCUGCGGCAAUUACGACACGUUGAAGGAUUUGUUGGACCAAAUUGAGAGUCAUGGGCAGACUAUUGAGGAUAAGAUGAGAGCCUGGUAUCUUCGUGUGGCCAUGCUUGGGCAGAGCAGUCCCAGGGAAGGAUCCAAAGAAGCAUGUCGUGUGUUGGGUCUCUUGGGCCAGCCAAUGCCUUUCAGGCCAUCUGUGUUUCGUCUGGGGUAUGAAUUCUUUCAAGUCAGAGCCAUGGUAAACAAUUGCAAUGAAGAUGACCUGCUCAAUCUACCGACAAUGGAAGGGAAAAAAGACCGUGUCAUCAUGAAACUCCUGCAAUUCGUUGAUUACUUUGGAAGAAUGGACGAAAAUGAGAGUUUGAUGACCUUGAGUCACCUCAGGCAAAUGCAACACACUCUAAAAAAUGGCAUGAGUGACGGGGCGGGUGCAACCUAUGCGGUGUGGGGGAUUGUGAAAGGAAUGUUUGGUGAUGUCGAUGGGGCGUAUCGGUUUGGGCAAUUGGCAACCACGGUUGCUGAUAACUGGGAAGAGAGCCAGGGUGCCAUCCCAAAGGCUUAUGCAUCGGUAUAUACAUGCAUCAACCAUAUGAAGGAGCCUCUAGCACAUUCCGUGGACCCACUCUUGAUGGCAUACAGAGCUGGACUUGAGUCAGGAGAAGCUUACCAUGGUGGCUGCUGCAUGUCUGCCUACAUGGGCGUCUACAUUACAAUGGGCUUGCCAAUAGGCCCGUUGUUGGGAGAUAUGGAAAAGUUCAUUGGCCAACUCCAGGAGGGUGGUCAAGGCCAACUUGUCCGUUUCAUUCGUCCAAUGAAUGAAUUUGCACGGAUUUUGGCUGGAAAGCAGUCCUCUCCCUUGAUUAUUGAUGAAACGGACCUGCCCGUGUACCGAUCCACAGAUUCCAUCUGGUUGAUUUAUCUUCAAUACAUCCAAAAUGACAUUUGGGAAGCAAGAAACACGCUGCGCCGUGUCAUGAAAACCACCAAGGAACCAUUGUUUGAUGUAAUAUACAUGAGCUACCAUCUCAGGAUUGUUUCUGCCCUUAUCUGCUAUGGCAUCUACCGGUUGAAACCCAAGAGGAAAUACAUCAGAAUGGCUUCAAAGUUCAAGAAGUGGUUUCGAACAAAGGCACAGAAGGGUGAUAUCAAUGUCCCUGGUAUGCUUCAGCUGGUGGAGGCCGAAGAAGCAGCAACUCUGCAGCAUUCAACUACUGACCAAACACGCAAAAUAUUUGAUCAAGCCAUUCAAUCGCUGCGCCAAGGCAGCUUCACAGCAUUUGCCGCCAUCGCCAAUGAGAGGGCAGGCGAUGCCAUGGCUCGGUUUAACGACCCUUUCUGGAGAGACAACUACUACAGAAGUGCGAGGCUGCUGUACAAGGAGUGGGGGGCAACAACAAAAGCGGAGGAGAUGAAGGCAAAACUUGGAAAUGAAGAAAGCUCUGCACUAACACAAUCACAUGUGUUGACGGUGAGGGGGCGCAGCCGUUUUGAUGCUGUCAACAUUGAAAACUCGUUGGAGGGAACAUUUGUCUCUGAGAUGCAAAUAGAUUGA
This is a messenger RNA of Seminavis robusta, 3384 nucleotides long. The record is from the annotation of a GenBank genome assembly. NCBI's taxonomy places the organism in Eukaryota, Bacillariophyta, Bacillariophyceae, Naviculales, Naviculaceae.